AUGAGCUGGGGUCAAAAAAAAGCCACCUGGCCUAUAACCCAGGUUAGCCAUGCCUAUGAUCAGUCCCUGGAUGCCAUUGCGGCUGCACCAAGCCAUAGCCAGAAGCAGUUUGUGAUAUUUGUGAAGAAAGGAGUUUACAAAGAAUAUGCGAAGAUUGAUAAAACAAAGACUAACUUGGUGUUGAUUGGAGAGGGCAUGAGUGUUACCACCAUAUCUGGAGAUAGAAGCAAUGCUAGUGGUUGGGCAACAAUGAAGUCAGCAACAUUUGAUGUAAGGGCCCAAGGAUUCAUUGCAAUGGACAUAGGAUUUGAGAACACUGCAGGACCAAACAAUAGGCAGGCAGUUGCGCUUUCAGUCGGCGGCGACCAGAAAAACAUCAAAGACCAACAAAACACACUCACCGCUAGUGGUCGUUUUGCAGAAGACUCGACAGGGUUCUCGUUGGAGUAUUGUAGCAUUGAAGCAGAUUUUGAUUUGGCGGCAGAUGUGAACUCGACGCCCACGUACUUGGGUCGACCUUGGGGCAAAUAUGCACGUACCGAGUUCAUGAAGUCAUCUAUGAGUAACGUUAUAAGGCCAGAGGGUUUGCUGAGUGGAAUGGGAAAUCUGCUCUGA
Molecule: messenger RNA, 615 nt
Organism: Prunus dulcis (almond)
Lineage: Eukaryota; Viridiplantae; Streptophyta; Magnoliopsida; Rosales; Rosaceae
Product: pectinesterase/pectinesterase inhibitor PPE8B-like
Exons: 3
Coding region: 1-615 (204 amino acids)
Biological process (GO): cell wall modification
Molecular function (GO): pectinesterase inhibitor activity; pectinesterase activity
Source: RefSeq, a predicted model, not a curated record